CUAAGUAAAAUGAAACUACCACUAAUAUCCACUUGUCUUUCUUUGGUGGUCACCACACUUGGAACCAAGCUACCUUCCAGCUUCAUGAAAUGUGACGUAAAGCAGAGCGACUUCCAACAAUGCUUGACCAAAGCUGUCGAAAGCGCCAUAAAGCAAAUGAAUCGUCCCUUUAAAGAAGUGAAUUUGCUGAACCUAGAACCCUUGGAAAUACCUUCAAUGACUAUAGCUGCUGGAUCGCACGUGUUUUACACUCAGCAAGUUUUAAAAAACAUGAAAGUGUCCGGUUUUAAUGAAACCACGUGUUCUAAAGUGGAGUUUGACACUGACUUGAAGAUUCUUAAACUAGACUGUGUCGUGCCACACUUUGGACUAGAGUUUGAUUACGAAAUAAACGGGCAGAUCAUGCAGAUAUCUGUUUACGGAAAAGGAAGUGGAUGGGGUGUUUAUUUUGAUAAUCAUCUGGAGCUCACGUUGAAACUAGGGGAAUAUGAGAAAAAGGGCCAAAAGUAUUACAACGUUGUUAAACAACAGCUCAGUAUGCUGAUGAGGGAUGUUGAUUUUGACUUAGGGAAUUUGUUCGACGGUGAUAAAGAGGCAGCUGAUCGCGUUAAAAAGAUCAUGAAGGAGAAUGCACUAGAAAUUUAUGGGGACGUCAGAUCUGGUUAUGAGGAAGCUUUUGGGCUAGUAUUUGCUUCUAUUUUCGACAGACUUUUGGGAAAAGUGCCUGCUGCUUAUUUAUUCGGAGAAAAGUAA
Molecule: messenger RNA, 753 nt
Organism: Zophobas morio
Lineage: Eukaryota; Metazoa; Arthropoda; Insecta; Coleoptera; Tenebrionidae
Product: circadian clock-controlled protein daywake-like
Exons: 4
Coding region: 10-753 (247 amino acids)
Source: RefSeq, a predicted model, not a curated record